GCUAUUUAUGCAUUGAUUCUUGUAGGUGGAAAUAUGGAAACACGUGAGAUGAACUAUGAAAGUUCAACUCUGAAUGAAUCUGUUUAUGAUACAUUUAAACGGGAUUUUACUGUUAUGCUUGCAAAGAUCAAGAUUGUGUUUUUGCGUAGUGUAGUUCAUCCUGAUGUCCAGAAGCAUAUCGAUGAUUGGGACCUUUGGGGACCACUUCUCCUGGGAAUUUUGUUUUCUCUCUAUAGCAGUGAUAUCAUCACCUCGAAAUAUGAUUCUUCCGUGGUGUUUUCUACUCUCAUCAUUGUUCAGUGGCUUGGAGCUUUCGUCAUUGCAGUCAACGCAAAGCUCUUGAGAGUGAAUAUCUCUUUCUUCCAAAUGGCGUGUGCUUUGGGUUACUCUCUGCUUCCAGUGUAUAUCAUGUCGAUUGUCCCACAAUUGUUCUAUUCCAAAGUGUUUGGCCUGAUGGUGUUCCGUUUGCUUGGAGUGGCUUGGUCUGUGAGAACGGUCAACGUCUUUUUGUCAAAAUCCAUGGAUAACACACGACGGGGCCUUGUUCUCUUCCCAACCCUGCUUUAUUUCCUUUUCUUUUCACUCGUUACUUUGUGUUUUGUUUGUUUGAUACAUGAGAAGGAGGGGGAGAUGAGGGAAGUGGAAGUGGAUAUGGGUUCCUAA
This is a messenger RNA of Blastocystis hominis, 663 nucleotides long. RefSeq lists its product as hypothetical. The coding region runs from base 34 to 663 and encodes 209 amino acids. Gene Ontology annotation, cellular component: membrane; trans-Golgi network. NCBI's taxonomy places the organism in Eukaryota, Bigyra, Opalinata, Blastocystidae. Gene Ontology annotation, biological process: endoplasmic reticulum to Golgi vesicle-mediated transport. The transcript is spliced from 6 exons. The record is from RefSeq and is a predicted model, not a curated record.